Molecule: messenger RNA, 852 nt
Organism: Fusarium redolens
Lineage: Eukaryota; Fungi; Ascomycota; Sordariomycetes; Hypocreales; Nectriaceae
Exons: 1
Coding region: 1-852 (283 amino acids)
Source: RefSeq, a predicted model, not a curated record
AUGACCGACCAAACACCACUAUAUGGCACCAAGUUUGCCGAACUUGUCGCCGACGACGUUUCAGACCCCCCUCCAGCAGAGAAUGCAGUCAAUGCUAAACUAACCAGCAUUGACGGCACUGGGACCGCCGUCCUGGCCAGUAACCUAUUUAUCCCCGAGGACAAACAGAAAUACGGCGGCUUCGCACUCAUUCUCAAGGAUGAUUCCAAGUACGACGACUUCAGAUGGGUCCAGUUCAUCACCCGACAGCUCGUCAUCAAUGGUGCUGCCCAAACUGGCAGUUUGUCCAACAAGGUGAACAAACCCGCUUACCAGUUGGUGAACUCUACGGAGAAUAUCACAGAUUUUGCAACUGGUUCAGGAGCGCCCAAUUGGAACACUUGCUGGGGAGUAGACUCUGCCCUUGCCCAGAUAUUCUUCGCCGACACUCACGAAUUCGUCAAGUCCGCUCCGCUUAAACUGAACGGCAUUAUGGAUACUCCGAGCGUCUUGAUCGGCAAGCUUCCACAACCGUAUGACAGAGAAUACUUUUUAGAUGCUCCGUCCGACUUGGUUGAUAUGAAGAAGUUGGCGACCGGCCCAGGCACUUCGCGCGCUUACUUCUCGGACUAUCUUGUGAAGAAGCUCGAUGGGAGUGGAUAUCGCAUCUAUGCGCGGUUUGAUUCCAGCUUGACCUGGAACGCAGGCGAGGUGGACAAGAAAAACUUCGAGAUCCGCUCUUUGAGUUCUACUGCGACCAACGCAUUUCUGAAUUGUCACAGAGCUGCUCUUUUGCACACAACAACGCCACUCAAAGAGGGUAGUGUAUCACAGCAACCUUAUGCGGAUUUCCUUAACUCUAUUGUUCCGUGA